CCGUAUCUCUGCACUGUCCCGUGCAUUGCUACCAGCAUUGAGAGCGACCGACAGCAGUGAAAUAUACAUCAAGCGACCGAUUGGAAGCUUGAUCUGCUUGACGAAACGAUGGGCUUCACAAAACCGCCUGUUCAGGCGCUCAAGGCUGCCAACAAGCUCAAGCGACAAGAACUCUUCGUCCAGCACAAGAAGGCGAAGGACAAGGAGCGUCAUGAGGAGCGGCAUCGUCGCAAGAAGGAAGAAAGCCGCGACCCAUCACUGAAAGCUGCGCGACUGGCAAAGAACAGGGCUGUCACAUUGGACGAGAAGCGAGUGUGGGACGACGGCGACGAUGACAGCCUCGGCGCAGUCGUGGACCUGGAACAGCUGAGGAAGCGGCGCAUUGCGGAAGCCGAGGCCGAGGAGCAGGCUGCGUUGGACGCAGAGAUGAAGGACGCAGAAAGCGAAAACGAUGAUGGCGAUAACGACAGUAUGCUGGAUACGGACGACGAGGACGAUGAGGAUCGGCAAGCCGCGAGGGAGCGGCAGCGGGAGAAGCGCGCGGCGCGAGACAACAGCAUUGCCCCAUCCACGACGAGCACGAACCUUGACCUGACUCCUUCCUCACUCGCGCUCAAGUUCCCCUCACUCUUCUCUGACGUUCCGCCCCCGACGCCUAAGAUACUCGUCACCACGUCCCUUAAUUCCACAAUCCACGACGAGGCGCAGCUCAUCUCAACCCUGUUCCCCAACACGACAUACAUUCGCCGCUCGGGCCACCGCUACGCUUACAAGUACUCCCUGCGCGAGAUUUGCAAGUUUGCGACGAAUCGCGACUACACAGCAGUCGUCCUCAUCAAGGAGGACCUCAAGAAGCCUACAGGCAUGUCCAUUGUACACCUCCCCUCCGGCCCGACGUUCCACUUCAGUAUCUCGAGUUGGGUCGAGGGCAAGAAACUUCCCGGCCACGGCAACCCUACCAACCAUUACCCUGAGCUUAUUCUCAAUAAUUUCAAGACGCCGUUGGGCUACCUCACGGCAAAGAUGUUCCAGACGCUCUUCCCGCCGCAGCCCGAGUUUCAGGGCCGACAGGUCGUGACCUUGCAUUGCCAGCGCGAUUUUAUCUUCCUCCGUCGCCAUCGCUACGUUUUCCGAGAAAAGCGCACGACGGAAAAGAACAUCGUUGGCGCAGACGGCAAGGAGGUCAAAGGAGUGGAGGGCCUCCGAGUCGGUCUGCAGGAACUGGGCCCGCGAUUCACCCUGAAGCUAAGAAGGGUAGAUAAGGGCAUCGGGCGGGCGGGAAGCGAAGGGAGCGACGCCACACAAUGGGAAUGGAAGGCCAAGAUGGAGAAGGAUCGCAAGCGCUUCAACCUGUAAUUCGCGUUGGACGGCAGGCAUAUGCACUGUGUAAUUGGCGUCUUGGAGCGAUCUGGUCCAGCAUUUUUUAAUGGCCAGAAAGAUUCCGGCAAUCAUUUUGUUUUCAAAGUAUUGGCAAAUGUUGAAACUCAACUGAACUGUGUGUUUACAACCCAUUAUGCCAUCAACGACUUCUAUCAUGUCCGAUUUUAAUGCCACGAACUUCAACUUAGCCGGAAAAUACGCCUAACUCGCGACGGAACGAGAACAGGUCAAUGAAGCUUGCUGUUGUGCUCGAGCAUGGCGACGGAAUACCUGGCGUAUGUCAGCGCGGACAAUGGUUGCAGGUGGCAACACUCACGCGAUAAUACCAAAUAUAGCAACAACUACACCGGCC
Messenger RNA from Purpureocillium takamizusanense, 1732 nucleotides. It is a transcript of the gene RPF1, whose product is annotated as Ribosome production factor 1. Gene Ontology annotation, biological process: maturation of LSU-rRNA; maturation of 5.8S rRNA. The transcript has a single exon. NCBI's taxonomy places the organism in Eukaryota, Fungi, Ascomycota, Sordariomycetes, Hypocreales, Ophiocordycipitaceae. Gene Ontology annotation, cellular component: nucleolus; preribosome, large subunit precursor. The record is from RefSeq and is a predicted model, not a curated record. Gene Ontology annotation, molecular function: rRNA primary transcript binding. The coding region runs from base 109 to 1356 and encodes 415 amino acids.